GACGAAGACACCUACACCGCCGAAGCCUCUGCUGUCGCAUGUUCAAAGGAACAGUUCUUUUCCAGUCUCAAAUACAGCAAGCAGCGAGCGAUGCCUUCUCGCCUCGGUCAGGCCGAUGACGUCGUAGUUGAUCUUCCUAGCUUGCAUCAUCAUAUCUUCUCUACACGCUUCCGAUGCAAGCGUCCGGAUCUCUCAGAAGGCUCUGAAAGAUUUCCCGUUCGAGUCGUGAAUAAUGUCGACUCGGCAACAAUUGCUGAGUUUACCUACACUUCGCGAAUAGUAGAUCGUAGCGGAGUGUUAGCAGCAAGACGGAGUACCAUAGAAACGUUCUGCUGUUGUAAUGAUCUAUGUUCAUUGGAAUGUGAAUGCAAUAGUGGAGUCUAUGAUGAACAUGGUCUUGUUGACGAUAUUUCAUUGGAAUGGCCAUUUAUGGAGUGCAAUGCUGCAUGUGCAUGUACUUUACAAUGUGGAAAUCGUGUAGCACAAAAAGGCGCCACGGUUCCCAUAGAGGUUUUUCGCACAUGUGAUGGGCGAGGUUGGGCAGUGCGAGCGCUUCGAAAUAUUCGGCGUGGAACGUUCAUUGGUGAAUAUACGGGGGAAAUAUUGAGUGACGACGAGGCAGCACGUCCUGAACGCAGCGAUACUUAUUUCUUUGAAACCAGAGUGGACUUACAUAUCGUUGACGGACGUCUGUAUGGCAAUUUUACGCGCUUCAUAAAUCAUAGUUGCCGACCAAACGCUAGGGUGGGCAUGGUUGUAUGGGAAGCUCAGCCGGAGCAGCUUAGUCAUAUCUGUAUAUUCGCCAGUGAGAAUAUUCUAAAGGGAACGGAGAUAACGAUAUCAUAUGGAAAAUCAUGGUGGGACGCCAAGCUCCGUCAAUUAUCCUGUCGAUGCGGUCACGCAGACUGCGAAUAUAGGAUGGAUUGA
This is a messenger RNA of Haemonchus placei, 927 nucleotides long. Lineage: Eukaryota; Metazoa; Nematoda; Chromadorea; Rhabditida; Trichostrongylidae. The record is from the annotation of a GenBank genome assembly.